Messenger RNA from Stegodyphus dumicola, 2428 nucleotides. Its product is annotated as N-acetylglucosamine transporter UNC93A-like. Gene Ontology annotation, cellular component: striated muscle dense body; plasma membrane. Gene Ontology annotation, biological process: regulation of muscle contraction; regulation of potassium ion transport. The record is from RefSeq and is a predicted model, not a curated record. NCBI's taxonomy places the organism in Eukaryota, Metazoa, Arthropoda, Arachnida, Araneae, Eresidae. Gene Ontology annotation, molecular function: potassium channel regulator activity.
GAUUAUACUUGAUUCGAGUUCCUUGAGGUUUUGAACCAUUUUGAAUCAUACAGCAAGGCAGAAAACUCUCGAGUACAGCUUCGGAUCAUUUAAUAUUUUGUUCAUAAAGUCAUAGCUCAAUUUUUUGUAUAAAACAAUAAAGUAAUGAAUUUAUUAAUGAAGUACAGAUUUAAAGAAAUGUGUUUCUUUUACAUAAAAAGGUAGAAUGGACGUUCAAGGAUUAAUUAUGCGGUCAAUUUACUACACUUCUUGCACUGCUAAAGAAAGAAACUUCAAGAUCUGAUCAGACGAAAUAUUUGCCUCAUAAAAAAUUGUUAAUUGUUCCACGGAGUAAUAAUUUCUAGAGGACCUAUAUUUUUUUGUACAAGCAAUGGCGGUAGACGAGCAAGGCCAAGGCAGCAAUACUAAACAAGAGCAGGAAACUAAGUCAUCGAUACUUAUAACACUUACUACCUUUUACGACAGUGAGAAUGGUGCACUAAGUGCCAAAACUCCAACAACCACAAACGUAGUGAAAAUUGAUGGAGAUGACGUUAAUAAUCAAAAUUUAACUAUGCAGCCCUCAAAUAGCAAAACAUUCAUAGUAAGAAAUUUGUUAGUGUUAUCAUUCGGAAAUUUUUUGCUCUUUAUGGCUUUCGAUUCCUUAGCAAACCUUCAAAGCACUAUGAAUGGCCAAACUAGCGUCGGAGUUGUAUCUUUGGCUGUGAUUUACGGUACUUUAACGAUUUCCUCACUUUUUCUCCCAACAUUAGUCAUCAGAUGCUUAGGUUGCAAGAAAACUCUUGUAGUGUGUUUCGUAAGCUUUUGUCCUUACAUCUUAGCGAACUUCUACCCCGAUUGGUCCACAUUAAUACCAUCAGCUGCCCUCUGUGGUUUGGUAUCUGGUCCGUUAUGGGCCGCUAGAAAUACGUACAUCAAUGAAAUUAGCCACCGAUACGCCACACUUCAAGGUGCUUCAGCAACUGAUAUGAAUGCGUGGUUUUUCAGCAUAUCUGCCGCUUUUCAACAGAAUACUGAAAUCUGGGGAAAUAUGAUAUCCUAUUUUGUACUAAAAGAUGAGGAAGAAGAAGACAAUUCUUUGCCCAGUAGUGUUCUGAACGCCUGUGGAGCCGAUUUCUGCGAUGAGGUUGGGUUCAAAUUUAAUCCUAAUCUUCAUCCACCUCCUGAAGUGAAACGAUAUAUUCUGGUGACAAUUUAUGUGGCAUUAGGACUUACAGCAGCCUUUUUUGUUUCAUUUUUCUUGGAUUCUUUAGAUGCAGAACAGCUUUCUAUUCGCAGACAGCAAGAAUUUUCCCCAAAAUAUAUUUUAGCUACUUUUAAGCAAAUGCUAAGUAUUAAUCAGCUGCUUUUACUGCCUUUGUCUUUCUAUACAGGCCUUGUGGAUGGAUUUUAUAAUGGUGAUUACGCCAAGGCUUACGUUGCUUGCGCAUGGGGCGUACCACAUGUAGGAGUGGUAUCCAUUUGUUACGGGGUUGUCAGUGCCCUUGUGGAUAGCGCCAGUGGACCGUCUGUCAUGAUUUUAGGACGAGUGACUGUAUUUAUUCUGGCGGCUACAGCCCAUUUUUCAAUGUUCAUCUCCUUAACGUUUUGGGAACCCGAUCCAGAUAGGCCUAUUGGCUUCUUUCUCAUCGCAGGAGUGCAUGGAAUAGGAAAUGGAAUUUGGUUGUCACAACUUGUUGGUUUCUACGGUGUUCUCUUCAAAAAAAGCGAAGAAGCUGCGUUUUCCUGUUUCUACUUCAUGAAUGCCCUAGGAUUCGUUGUGGCAUACGCCUAUAGCCCGUAUCUUUGCACUCAUGUCAAAAUUAUCAUUCCACUAGUUAUAUUAAGUAUUGGACUGAUAUGCUACAUAGUGCUAGAAUUACGAAUAAUCUGGAAAUCAGAAACUUCUUAUAGUUUAAAAAAUAAUGAAUGAUGAUUUAAAAUACAUACUGGAUAACAAAAGUGAUAUCAUUUAUAAGUAUCUCAUUAUGCAUCAGUGGUUCCCACACGCUUUUAGUGUCACAUAUAUAUCGUUGCGAAUCAACGCAACUCACAUGCACUAAAUUGCUUUGGCUAAAAUGAGGAGAAAAUAUUUCUAGAAAAAAGCACUAUUUACUAAUAAUGUAAUAAUUAAUAACUAUACAUUAUUAUUAAAAUGUAAUCCGUAUUUAUAAAUUUAUUCAUGAUUACAAAUUAAUAUAUUAUAUUAAAUUACACAAUAAGAAAAAUAAUGCUUCAAUCCUCUUGCCCCACCAGAAAUUGUCUCUCGACUAGUUCUUUGGAAGCCCCUAACAUAUGUUGUUAAGUGUUAAACUUGUAUUUGACUGCUAGACAUCAUGAAAUUUUUAAUAAAUGCUGCUGCCUGUGUAAAUAAAGGUAAUUAGCGCUAAAUGCACCGAUAUUUGUAACAAUUUCUGUAGCCUGUGUAAAUAAAAAUAAUCAGAAACAA